UGCUGAGAUGGUAUGGUGACUAGUGUUGGGACGCAAACCUCUGGUGUCUGAGAAUAUGUUAUUCUGCAUAGCGAAGGACCAACAUUCAGUAGACGACCCACUAAACUCGUAUUUGAGUGGAGGCUAAAUUUAUUUGAAUGAUUUGAGUGUUUUCUUUGCUACAUUUCUCUGAAAAUCUCCUACUCCUGGCUGCGCCGCACUCACUGUGGCAUUUCAGCGGCUCGAUGGCGCCAUCUUGUGCCCGAUAGAGCGUCAUGUCUGUGGAAGGAGAGUGAAGCCUCCGACGACCUGCCGGUUGUUUGUCGGACGGUUGACGUGAAGCUCGGUGAAGUCUGCUGCUGUGGAGUUACAGAUAUUCUGUCACAGCUUGUAUUCCGCAUUCUUCGGUGAGUCAAGUGAUAGAAGAGACACUUUACAAACCAAAGUCUACCAAGAACCAACAGACCCGAAGCUAGCAGCUCUAAGUUCUGCUGGUUGCCUACACGAAGUGAUCAUUAACAAGUUCAGGAUGGACAGGAAGAAGUGUUGUGUUCAGCUGUCAGUUCAUCCGUCCAGAGGGCUGAUGGAUGAAAAGUUCAUUGUCCUGGUUCAGAAGGUUCUCCCUGGUUGUCAGCUGACUGUCCACGCCCUCCACCAGUGUGAAGACGGCAACAGCUGGGAAGCAUUCGGUCACUACACGACCGAUGCCAGCGGGACUGUGAACGUUUCACAGGAUACCAGUCUGGGUGGGACAUACUCUGGGGUUGAAGCGAUGGGUCUACUGUGGAGCCUCAGACCAGUUCCAGGCAGCAAACCAGGGCUCAGGUUGAGGAAGAAGAACGUCCAGACUCCCAUGGAGGUCACAAUUUCAGUGUACCAGGGUCACCAGACAGAGGGCUUUGUGGAUCAGGUGCCGCUGGCCAGUGUGUUGGUGGAGCGUUGGUACAUGGCACCUGGUGUCCGCAGAAUCCCAAUCACAGAGGAAGGACUCACUGCGACCCUCUUCCUGCCUGCAGGACCUGGACCUUUCCCCGGCGUCCUGGACCUGUGGGGGGGUGGAGGGCAGUUGGUGGAAUAUCGUGCAGCACUGCUAGCCUCCCAUGGCUUCGCCUCUCUGGCCCUCGACUACCUUACAUGUAAAAUCACCUUGGAAACUGGAAAGAUGGUGGACAACCAGUACUUUGAGACAGCCUACAGAGUCCUACAGCAGCAUCCUCAAGUCCUCGGCAGCAGGAUCGCCAUGUUAGCCCUUUCCCUUGGCACCAGUAUUACAUUGAGAAUGGCUGUUAACUCCCAGGUUAUAAAGCUCAGAUGUGCAGUGUGUAUUGGGGGGAGUCACGUGCAGCCAAGUGAUGGAUCUGUGAAAGAAAUACUGACUUAUUUUAACAGAAAUGGCUCAAAAACUCGCUUCAGUGAGAAGAAUGAGGUGAUUUGGCGAGAUUUGCUACUGCCCAUCACCACUGACCCCUCAUUCAAAGUGGAUAUGGGACGACUACAGUGUCCUCUGAUGUUGGUUGUAGGUGAAGACGAUCAGAACUGGGCUGCUUAUGAUUCUGCAAUGGAUAUAAAAGAGAUGAUGGAGCGAGCAGGGAACAGCCACCUGCUGACCAUCCUGUCGUACCCAAAAACAGGUCACCUGAUUGAACCACCAUACACACCACACUUCCGAGCCAGCAUCUUCAGAAAAGCGGACACACAUGAGAAGAUCAUGGUUCUGUGGGGCGGACAGACAGUGGAACAUUCUCAUGCUCAGGAGGACGCCUGGAAGAAGAUGUUGGUCUUUCUGAGGGAGAAUCUGUAUGGCGGCACAAACCCUGGUGCAACAUUAUUAUCCCACCUGUAACCAAGGUGACAGCUAAUGUCUUCAGAGAUCCAAAGUGAAGUCAAAAUUCCAAUCUUUUCCUCAAAGACAAUGUCAGGUGACGCACAGUGGAACACUGCUAAAGCUAUCCGGGCUGUAGUUGCUGUUCAGGUGAUAGUUCUCUUUCGGCUCAACUAUACAAGUGAGCCUUGUCUCAGUGUUACUUUGUCUUGUGAUACAUUUUCAUAACUAUUAUUUUUUUGGUUCAAUUUUGAUGAAUUCAUAAGUUAUGGCUCCCCUGGUUUCUUUUCCAUGGCAACAACCUAUGAGUUUUAUGGGUGUUGCAGUAGAGACCUAUCUGCCAGAUUAUCCAGGAAAGUCUCAUAUUUGUUAGGUAGCAGUGGGAAGAUCAGUUCAAUAAGAACAUAAUCAAACCAGCAGAGUUUAUACACAUAGGAUUUGCAGCUGAACCAACGCUUUUUGCGAGAGACAGCACAGAGUUUUUGGGAAAGCAUUACAAAAUCAGAAUGUAAAAUGAGGAAAUAAUGCUCUCUGAUUGAAAGACCGCAUUUUUCAAUAAAGAUGGGACAGUAACUCAA
This is a messenger RNA of Amphiprion ocellaris (clown anemonefish), 2379 nucleotides long. RefSeq names its product peroxisomal succinyl-coenzyme A thioesterase-like. NCBI's taxonomy places the organism in Eukaryota, Metazoa, Chordata, Actinopteri, Pomacentridae. Gene Ontology annotation, biological process: acyl-CoA metabolic process; fatty acid metabolic process. Gene Ontology annotation, molecular function: fatty acyl-CoA hydrolase activity. The transcript has 11 exons. The coding region runs from base 509 to 1822 and encodes 437 amino acids. The record is from RefSeq and is a predicted model, not a curated record.